Molecule: messenger RNA, 1432 nt
Organism: Rosa chinensis
Lineage: Eukaryota; Viridiplantae; Streptophyta; Magnoliopsida; Rosales; Rosaceae
Product: glutelin type-D 1
Exons: 1
Coding region: 238-1305 (355 amino acids)
Molecular function (GO): nutrient reservoir activity
Source: RefSeq, a predicted model, not a curated record
UGAAUCCUUUCUCCUCGUAGAAGAGACAUACUCCUGGAUAAUCCAGAUUAAUCCCAAUUGUAAUCAAAUACUGAAUCUUUCUCCUUGUAGAAGAUGACAUGCUCCUAUAGUCGUACUUAUAUAUACACCCUCAAACAUCUGCACUUAUCAUCGGUCACAGACAUUGUUCUUGAUAUUUAGUACUACCGUCACUUUGCUCUCGUUUUAGGUUUUUCUGCUUUCUGGUUAAGAGAGAAGAUGGAGAUUGAUCUUACACCAAGGUUGGCUAAGAAGGUUUAUGGAGGAGAUGGUGGUUCCUACUCUGCCUGGUCGCCGUCAGAGCUUCCCAUGCUCCGUGAAGGUGACAUCGGAGCUGCCAAGCUCUCUCUGGAGAAGGACGGCUUUGCUCUCCCCAAUUAUUCCGACUCUGCCAGAGUUGCUUAUGUCCUUCAAGGUAAUGGAGUAGUCGGGAUUGUUCUGCCGGAGAAGGAAGAAAAGGUUCUUCCAGUGAAGAAAGGUGAUGCCAUUGCCCUCCCUUUUGGAGUUAUCACUUGGUGGUACAACAAGGAGGACACUGAGUUUGUGGUUCUUUUCUUGGGUGAUACCAAAACAGCUCACAAAAGGGGUGAGUUCACUGACUUCUAUCUCAAUGGCUCUAAUGGCAUUUUCACUGGCUUCUCAACUGAGUUUGUCGGCCGAGCAUGGGAUUUGGAGGAGAGUGUUGUGAAGACUCUUGUUGGCAAGCAAACCGGCAAGGGCAUUGUUAAGUUGGGGGGAGCUAAUUUGCCUGAGCCAAACAAGGAACAUAGAGAUGGGAUGACAUUGAACUGCGAAGAGGCUCCUCUUGACGUUGAUAUUGAGGGCGGUGGAAGAGUUGUUGUUUUGAAUACUAAGAACCUUCCCUUGGUCGGUGAGGUUGGGCUUGGUGCUGAUCUUGUUAGGUUGGAUGGAAGUGCUAUGUGCUCCCCUGGGUUUUCGUGCGACUCUGCAUUGCAGGUGACUUACAUUGUUAGGGGAAGUGGCCGUGUCCAAGUUGUUGGUGUCGACGGAAAGAGGGUCUUGGAAACAACCGUUAGAGCUGGCAACUUGUUCAUCGUUCCUCGAUUCUUUGUCGUUUCAAAGAUUGCUGAUCCGGAAGGCUUGGAAUGGUUCUCCAUCAUCACCACACCCAAUCCAAUAUUCACUCAUCUGGCUGGAAGUAUUGGUGCUUGGAAAGCAUUGUCUCCUCAGGUGCUUGAGGCUUCUUUCAACGUGGAUUCAGAUACUGAGAAACUCUUCCGAUCAAAGAGAACUUCUGAUGCAAUCUUCUUCCCUCCUCCGAAGUGAAUCGCUGAGCUAAUACGAUAAGCGUUGUUUGCUGUAGGUUUCAUUGCCUUUUUCAGUAUGGAUUUGUUUGCCUCUUUUAGUUGGGAUUUGUUUGGCUUUUUAUAGGUCCUUCGUUUUAUUGUAUUUU